Messenger RNA from Gastrolobium bilobum, 2198 nucleotides. RefSeq lists its product as uncharacterized. Gene Ontology annotation, molecular function: protein-folding chaperone binding; ATPase activator activity. The coding region runs from base 71 to 1144 and encodes 357 amino acids. Gene Ontology annotation, cellular component: cytosol. Lineage: Eukaryota; Viridiplantae; Streptophyta; Magnoliopsida; Fabales; Fabaceae. The transcript is spliced from 3 exons. Gene Ontology annotation, biological process: positive regulation of ATP-dependent activity; protein folding. The record is from RefSeq and is a predicted model, not a curated record.
CCCCUCUUCAUUUUUUAUCCACUUCAAUCUUAUUGUUAUUUACACAAACACUUUGCGUGCGUAGCGUUGGAUGGCGAGGUACGGCGACGGAGACAAACGGUGGAUCGUGGAGGAGAGACCCGACGGUACUAAUGUUCACAACUGGCAUUGGGCUGAGACUAACUGUUUGGAAUGGUCUAGAACCUUCUUUUCCAACCUUCUUUCCAACCUCACCGUCGUUGACGGCGAGGGCAACCUCUUCAUGAAAACCACCACGCUCCGCAACCUCGACGGCGAGGCUUACAUCAACAUCCGUAAGGGUAAGAUCAUUCCCGGCUACGAGAUCAGCCUCACCCUCGCCUGGGAAGGCGAGGCCAAGGAUUCCGAAGGCAAGUCCUUGCUCAAGGUCGACGGCACCGUCGAAAUCCCCUACAUCUCCGACGAGAACGCCGACGAGGACCCAGACCUCAGGGUCACAGUCAACGACGAGGGACCCGUUGGGAAGAGGCUCAAGGAAGCCAUGCUUUCAAAGGGGAAGCCCUUGAUCCUCGAGAAAGUUAAGGUUUGGGUUCAGAGCAUGGCCGAAGGUGGUCCUGUUAAGGACGAGUUGGAUACCAAGAAGGCCUCGCCGGCGCCGGUACCGGCACCGGCGCCGCAGCAGCAGCAGCAGCAGAAUCAUGUGCCGGUGCAGGUUGCAACUGCAGCGAAAAGGGACGGUUCGUCGGAGAAGAAGGAGAGCAAGAAGGGGCGGAAAAGUAUUAUCUUGACGGAGAGGUUCAAUUGCAGAGCGAGGGAUUUGUAUGAGAUAUUGUUGGAUGAGAACAGGUGGAAGGGUUUUACGCAGAGCAAUGCUAGGAUCAGUAAGGAGGUUGGUGGUGAGUUCAGCAUUUUUGAUGGGUCGGUGACUGGAACUAAUAUGGAGUUGCAAGAAGGUAAAUUGAUUGUGCAGAGAUGGAGGUUUGGAAGCUGGAUCGAUGGGGUUCAGUCUCUGGUGAGGCUUGUGUUUGAGGAGCCUGAACCGGGAGUUACUAUUAUCAAGCUGACGCAUACUGAUGUGCCUGAAGAAGACCGCUACGGGAAUGCCACUGUGGUGGAGAACACGGAAAGGGGAUGGCGGGAUCUUAUUUUCCAAAGGAUACGUGCACUUUUUGGUUUUGGAAUUUGAGGUUUUCCAAAUAGUUUUUCAUGUGUUGUAGAAUUGAAGGAAUUUGAUAUUUUUAAGAUUAAUGGAUUUGAUACUGGAUAUUGUGAACAGCAUUGGUCGUGGUUAGUUAUUGAAAGAGUGUCUUCUGAGAUACUUUAUGCCUCUAUAUUUUCUUCAAUACUUCAUGCAUCUGCCUCUGUGCAAUAGGAUGUUUCUUGCUCUAUCGAUGUAUUGUGUAGUUUGAAUGUGAUUCGUCAUUGGUGUGGUUACUUGUUCAUGUUGGCAUGCAUUGAAUCAGUUGAAAAGUCACCUUGCUUUAAACGACGUCUCGCCCUGUGCAGAAGUAGAGGGGAUUAUUUGAUUAUAGGGUAAAUUUCCCCGGCUACAUGUUUUUAAUUCCUAUUUAUGUAACUUGCGCAUAAAAUCUUAGCGGAGAUUCUUGGAUUAUCACUAUUUGAGACAAUGGAGUUAACCUUUUUGCGACUUGGAUGGUACCUACCAUGAACUUGGAAAUGAAGUCCUAUUGUUUGUACUCUGCUGGAAAUGAGUGUCUGGAUCAUUUUGAGAAUGGGGUGUUGUACUGUUUUUUGCGUGGAUUAUUUUUAGAUCGUUGUGAUACCAUUUAGGCCAAAGAGAUUAGAUGAUUUAGCUAUGCUUCCAUGUCAGUUUGGUGGGGUUCCGUUUUCUCGUUGUCUUUUAUGUUUCCUUGGUGGAUAGGGAAACAUUAGAAUGCCUGCAUAUCAGCAUUUUCAAGUCAGAGGCUCGUUCUUAGCUAAUGUGAGUUCUGUCGCAUUUGGGUAUACACUAGGCGCUCAACCUCUUACGUGGGUUGUAUUUGGAAGGUAUUUGAGUCAUUCUUAAUCAGGAUCAGUCACUCUCAGUGAUCAGGAGAAUUAAGUCAAAAUUGGCACCUACGGAUAUUCUGAUGACAUUUACUUGAUUCUGUCAGUAUGGUGCUGAUGUAGUGGAAGCUGACACAGCUUUUUUUGGACAAUGUACCUACAUCAUUUCUAAAAUAAGAAAUAAUUCAGGACAUGAAGGGAAUUAGAAAUAUAGCCAUGGAUACAAAUUAUAU